GAUUAUUAUGAUUAUUAAUAAUGAUAAAUUAUGAUACAUAAUUAUUAUUAUGUAUUUUGGCAGAAACAAUGGUUGCCUUGAAGGUAAAUGUUUGUAAUGGUAGUAACGCUGGCGACUUUCACGGAAGCUCGACAGGAACAGUUACCCGCGAUAACAAGCGAGUUUACUCAAGUUCAUUUGCAGGGGAAGAGUCGCUUUUGGCACAGACUGCCAUUGUAAGGAAGCACACUGAUCAAACAGUGCUAUUGUACAGACUGUGCUUUGGACUGCGAGAUUAGACAUGUUUUCCAAUUCAAUGCUGAGGACUGGAUUAUUUUUAUGCAAGCAGGACUACGGAGGAAUAAAAUGCCUCACAUCGGUAUUCUGCACUCGGACGACCAGUACACUUAUAGAUGGUGAUAAACAAAAAACCAUGGACGACUUGGAUGGUCCUAGCUUUCUGACAUCAUUGUACUGGCUCUUUGGGAAAGGGUAUUUUCAAACGACACAUCAAAUGCAGAUAGAGCACAGCAAAAUCUAUGGCCCCCUUUGGAAGUCCAAGUAUGGACCACUGGUUGUUGUUAAUGUGGCCAAUGCAGACCUCAUAGAACAGGUUCUACGGCAAGAGGGGCGCCAUCCCAUCCGUACUGACAUGCCCCACUGGAGAGGUUACCGAAAACUCCGGAAUCAUGCCUAUGGACCACUCACGGAAAUGGGAGCGGAGUGGCAGCGCAUUAGAAGCAUCCUGAAUCCUCGUAUGCUGAAGCCCAAACACGUGUCCUCCUACACCAAUGCCAUUAAUGGUGUGGUGAGCGACUUUAUUGAGAAGGUGACAAAGCUUAGGACAACAAAAGGCAAUGACCUUAUGGUUAAUGAUGUGGCAGGAGAACUGUACAAGUUUGCCUUUGAAGGAAUAUGCUCAGUGUUGUUUGAAACUCGUAUGGGGUGUCUGAAUGAUGUGGUUCCUGAAGAAACACAGAAAUUUAUCUUCUCUGUUGGGGAAAUGUUCCGUCUUUCUCCCAUCGUGAUCCUGUUCCCCAAAUCUCUCUGGCCCUACAUGCCUUUUUGGAAGCAUUUUGUGGCUGUUUGGGACCAUUUGUUCAAAGUUGCGGAGGAACUAGUGCAAAAGAAGAUGGUAGAGAUUCAGGAAAGGGUGAAACAUGGACUGCCAGUGGAGGGCGAGUAUCUCACACACCUCCUGAUCAGUGAACAGAUGUCCUUCACUGAGGUUUUGGGAAGCAUUACAGAGCUUCUGCUGGCAGGAGUCGACACUACAUCAAACACUAUUUCCUGGGCGCUUUAUCACUUGGCACGGGAGCCAGAGAUCCAGCAGAAGCUGUAUGAGGAGGUUAUCAGAGUCUGCCCAGGUGACAAAGUCCCCUGCAGUGAAGACAUCACCAGGAUGCCAUUGCUAAAGGCCAUCGUUAGAGAGACUCUUCGUUUAUAUCCGGUGGUUCCUGGAAAUGCUCGUGUCAUUGCUGAAAGAGAAAUAGUGGUGGGUGACCACCUCUUCCCUAAAAAUACUCUUUUCCACCUCUGCCACUUUGCAGUGUCCUACGAUGAGAAGGUGUUUCCCAAUCCUUCUGCCUUCCUCCCUCAGCGCUGGAUCCGGGGGGAGAAGCAGUUAAACCAGCAUCCCUUCGGAUCUGUGCCGUUUGGCUUUGGCAUCCGCGCCUGCCUGGGCCGCAGAGUGGCUGAACUGGAGAUGUACCUCCUCUUGUCCCAGUUAAUUAAACAUUAUGAAGUGCAUCCAGACCCUUCAGGAAGGACUGUGAAGCCGAUCACACGAACUCUGCUGGUCCCUGCCACAUCCAUUGACCUGCAGUUUAUUGAUAGACAAAAGGAGCAUAAGGAACCAAUCAAAGCAAAUGCUUCUCUAUAAAUAACUGUGCACUUCUCAAAGCAAUUUGCUUCUAGAUAAUGUUGUUUACAUAUUUAAUAUGACUUGCAUAAUGCGUAGCCCUGUGGACACAAGUGCUUACUAAAUUACAUUGCUUGACUUGCUUGACUGUUUAAAGGCAUUUUUAUUUAUAAUAGCACUUACAAUAACACUUAUUUUGCUGUUAUAAAUACCUAUUAUACAGUAUACUGUAAAUGAACUCAUUUUUGAAAUUACAUUGUAUAAAUAAUUUGUUUUAAUUGCAUGUGAAUUAAUGUAUCAGAUGUGAGAAUUUUUAGAUCCUUUACAAAUACACUCUUAAAAAUAAAGGUGCUUCACGAUGACAUAGAAGAACCUUUUUGUCUAAAUGAUUCCAUAAAGAACCUUUAACAUCUGAAGAACCUUUCUGUUUCACAAAAGGUUCUUUGUGGUGAAAGAAGGUUCUUCAGAUUAUAAAAAGGUAAGGAAGAGAUGGUUCUUUAAAGAACCUUUGCCUGAAUGGUUCUUUGUGGAACCAAAAAUGGUUCUUCUAUGGCAUCGCUUAAAGAACCUUUUGAAGCAACUUUAUUUUUAAGAGUGUAGUGUCAAUUUGUAUUUUGUUUUGUGAAUGCACCUUCAUCUUUUAAUUAUGUUUUUUAUUUUUAUUUUUUUAGAGGAAAUGAAUCUUACACCUUAACAUAUCUAUUUUCAGGUUACAUUUUCCUUGCUGGCAAGUAUAUAGUAGGAAUAAUAUUGAUAAUAAUUGACCACAUGUUGCAACACCUGCCCACAUUUUCCAUGAAAUCCUUCUCUCUAGUUCAGUUUCAAAAUGAACGCAAACGCCAAUGAUGCCCCCAUGUGGGUGAGAAUUGUAAAUGCAAUAAAUAGAAAUAUUCCAGCUUUUACAUAUUUCUGUUUUUGUUCCACUUUUAUGUCUACAAAAAAAUUAAUGUGAUUAAAAAAAACAAUCU
Molecule: messenger RNA, 2808 nt
Organism: Onychostoma macrolepis
Lineage: Eukaryota; Metazoa; Chordata; Actinopteri; Cypriniformes; Cyprinidae
Product: sterol 26-hydroxylase, mitochondrial
Exons: 9
Coding region: 281-1861 (526 amino acids)
Biological process (GO): cortisol metabolic process; cholesterol metabolic process; glucocorticoid biosynthetic process
Cellular component (GO): mitochondrial inner membrane
Molecular function (GO): iron ion binding; monooxygenase activity; heme binding
Source: RefSeq, a predicted model, not a curated record